Messenger RNA from Lepisosteus oculatus (spotted gar), 1732 nucleotides. NCBI's taxonomy places the organism in Eukaryota, Metazoa, Chordata, Actinopteri, Semionotiformes, Lepisosteidae. The record is from RefSeq and is a predicted model, not a curated record.
CCAGACACUCACAGCACACAAGGAGCAGAGUGCUCUGAGUCCUGCGUUAAGCAGCUGUCAGAGAGUUCAGUUCCCUGAGUCCACUGAGAAGACGAAGAUGCUUUUCCUGCAGCUUUUGCUUGGGAUUCUGAUCCUGAACAUGAUUGAAGUGUCCAGCUCUCCUCUGUCCAGGAGCUCUAUAGUGGGUGGUGAGGAUGCGAAGGAAGGACAGUGGCCCUGGAUGGCUUUGCUUUUGGCAGCAACACUCGAUGGACAUCAUAGUCUAUGUGGUGGCUCACUGAUCAACGAUCGCUGGGUUCUCACCGCAGCGCACUGCCUUGAACACCCCUUGAAAUGGUGGGAAUCGAAAGUCAUUUUGGGAGACUUUCAGGUGCUGAAUUCCAAUGAGUUCCAGCAAAUUCACUCAGUGAAGCGGAUCAUCGUACACGAGAGCUACCACGAUGCCGAAGAAGGUGCUGACAUCGCCCUGAUUGAGCUGAACAAGCCCGCCACCAUCAACCAGUACGUCAAGCCUGUCAACCUGGCCGAGACCACCGACAACAUCACCCAGAGCUGGGACUGCUGGGCCACAGGCUGGGGCAACGUGGGGAACGAGGCUUCUCUGUCUGAUCCCAUGACCCUCCAGGAAGUCCGGCUCCCCGUCAUAGACAGCCUGGACUGUCAGAGGAUGUUCAGGAAUCACUACGUCAUCCUGCCAGAGAUGCUGUGUGCCGGAUACGAGGCAGGAGGCAAGGACACCUGUCAGGUAGGUUCAGCGCAGGAGGGGUUCGGAGUGCAACCGGAGCACGGGGCCAUCCUCGGCUGUCUCUACAGACCCGCUGGGGCUCGAGGGGAGCUGAGUCACUCACGACAGCCCUACCGUGACUUGUCCAGCUCUCCUCUGUCCAGGAGCUCUAUAGUGGGCGGUGAGGAUGCAGAGGAGGGACAGUGGCCCUGGAUGGCUUGCAUUACAUUCCCAAAUUUGUCCAGAGAAUUUUGUUUCUGCGGUGGCUCUCUGAUCAGUGAGGAAUGGGUUGUCUCUGCAGCUCACUGUUUGAAUAGACGGUCCACACAGAGGAGGGCUAUCGUUGUCCUGGGAGGGUACCAGCUAGCCUUCCCGAGCCAGAAUCAGGUAAUCCGCCCCAUGAGGAGAGUCAUCGUGCAUGAGCUGUACUCUGACGAGGCGCAGGACUUCGACAUCGCCCUUGUGCAGCUGGAAACGCCCGUGUCUCUCACCAAAUACAUCCAGCCCAUCACUCUGGCUCUGAGCACUGACAUCUUCACCCGACGCUCGGAGUGCUGGGCCACAGGCUGGGGGAUGAAGGAGGAGAAUGUGCCUCUGGAGCCCCCUCAGACUCUACAGGAGGUCAGGCUCCCCAUCAUAAACAACAGGAGCUGUCAGCGGUAUUACAACAACCUCAGGAGCAGCAUGAUGUGCGCCGGCUUCAGGCAGGGAGGGAAGGACAGCUGCCAGGGAGACUCUGGAGGUCCUCUGGCCUGUAAGAAGGAGGACGAGUGGGUCUUGGCUGGGAUUGUGAGCUUUGGAAGAGGUUGCGCUCGGCCCAACUUCCCUGGGGUCUACACCCGGGUCUCCAGCUACAGGACCUGGGUGCAGGAGAACAGUGGAGUCUGAUAGUUCUGCUGAGUCCUGGGGUCAGCACCCUCUGCUGGCACUCUCUUUCCCUGCAGCUUCUGCUUCUGAUUUUGUUUUUAAUCAAACUACAGUAAAAUGAGUCUGGAUACUGUGACACUG